UCAUAACAUUCAAGAUGUCUGCCGCCAUUACUUCCCUCGUUUCAUACGGUAGCGAUUCUGACUCAGAAAAUGAGUCAGUCUCUAAUACCAGUACCGAGAAAAAUGACACGACUGAUCCGGACGCUACAGCCCAUCUCAAACCUUUGCAGCCUGGAUGCACAAUGGCUUUGGCUGUUCUUAAUUCUGCUCCCGAGGUCGCUGUUAAGGAGGCUGUCGAGACAGGGACACACUUGGACCCUUCUCUGAAAGAAGUCUCUUAUAACCCAACAUUUGAAACCAUGUUUGCACCCGAAUUUGGGCCAAUGAACCCUUACAAGACCCAGCAAAUGGCUGCUCCCAGGAACAUGCUGUCUGGUUAUGCAGAACCUGCUCAUGUCAAUGACUUCAUGUUUGAACAGCAAAGGAGGACUUUCUCCACAUAUGGUUAUGCUUUAGAUCCUUCUGUUGACACACACCAAACAUCCUCUCUUAGCUACAUUGGUGCAGUGGAUGAAGCUGAGAAAAAUAAAGGAUUGACUGUGUUCGAAAGCAGUGGGAAGAAGUCGGAGAAAAGAAAGAAGAUCAAAGGUGGAGAUGCAGGAGAAAUUGAUAAUUUUCUUGGACCAUGGGCAAAAUAUAUAGAUGAGAAAGAUGUUGCCAAGCCCUCAGAGGAGGAGCAGAAAGAACUUGAUGAGAUCACAGCCAAAAGGCAGAAGAAGGGAAGGAAUGAAGAGGAGGCUCCUGCAGAAGAGAAGACCAUUCUCCACAUCAAAGACAUGUAUGACUACCAAGGUAGGUCAUACCUUCAUGUCCCACAGGAUGUGGGCAUCAACCUGCGGUCUGCGGAGGCUCCAGAUAAGUGUUACCUUCCAAAGAAACAGCUUCAUGUCUGGUCUGGACACACUAAGGGUGUCAGUGCUAUCCGAUUAUUUCCCCACUCUGGUCAUCUGCUGCUCUCCUGCUCCAUGGACUGUAAGAUUAAGCUGUGGGAGGUAUAUGGUGAGAGAAGGUGUAUUCGGACAUUUAUUGGUCACAGCAAAGCAGUGCGAGACAUUUGCUACAACAACAGUGGGACCCAGUUUCUCAGCGCUGCAUACGACCGCUACCUUAAACUGUGGGACUCUGAAACAGGUCAGUGUAUCUCCCGCUUCACCAACAGGAAGGUGCCAUACUGUGUCAAGUUCAAUCCAGACGAAGACAAACAGAACCUUUUUGUGGCCGGCAUGUCGGAUAAAAAGAUUGUCCAGUGGGACAUCAGGACGAGUGAGGUGGUUCAGGAGUACGACCGCCACCUGGGUGCUGUCAACACAAUCACCUUUGUCGAUGAGAAUCGCCGGUUCGUCAGCACAUCAGAUGACAAGAGCCUUCGAGUUUGGGAGUGGGACAUCCCUGUGGACUUCAAGUACAUUGCUGAGCCCAGUAUGCACUCCAUGCCAGCUGUGACACUCUCUCCCAAUGGUAAAUGGCUGGCAUGCCAGUCCAUGGACAACCAGAUUCUUAUUUUUGGAGCCCAAAACCGCUUCAGACUGAACAAGAAGAAAGUUUUCAAGGGCCACAUGGUGGCUGGCUAUGCCUGCCAAGUGGACUUCUCUCCAGACAUGAGCUAUGUGGUGUCUGGGGAUGCAGAUGGAAAGCUGAAUAUUUGGGACUGGAAGACCACCAAGCUGUACCACAGGAUCAAGGCUCACGACAAAGUGUGCAUCAGCGCCCUGUGGCAUCCACAUGAAACCUCCAAGGUCAUCACGUGCGGGUGGGAUGGACAGAUCAAACUCUGGGAUUAGAGCUGUCCUGCAUUUUGCCUGCUUUGCAGAGAGCUUCUUUAGAAAUGAUGCACAGAUCUGCAGUUCGCCCCAUGAACUGGUAAAACUAUUUUUGAGUGAAAGGACUGGUAUCCAGUCUUAUUUCUGGAAGUGUUUUUUGUAUCCUGUCAUGAGAGUUCAAAUGGUGUACACAUGGAAUAUUUGUACAAAUAUGAAAACAUACGACUCCUAAAAUUUGUUUCUAGAAAUAUUAACAGGGUUCUUUAAUGUUUUUUUUUCUACUUUUAUUGUUUUCAUCUGCAAUGUCAUGUAAAAAAAACAACAUUCACAUCACUGUCUUUUUGUGGAAAUAAACAUUGUGCACAUUUUACCUUUUGACAAAAUUAA
Messenger RNA from Melanotaenia boesemani (Boeseman's rainbowfish), 2126 nucleotides. It is a transcript of the gene cdc40, whose product is annotated as cell division cycle 40 homolog (S. cerevisiae). Bases 15 to 1760 code for a protein of 581 amino acids. Gene Ontology annotation, cellular component: catalytic step 2 spliceosome. Gene Ontology annotation, molecular function: mRNA binding; protein binding. The record is from RefSeq and is a predicted model, not a curated record. The transcript is spliced from 15 exons. Lineage: Eukaryota; Metazoa; Chordata; Actinopteri; Atheriniformes; Melanotaeniidae. Gene Ontology annotation, biological process: mRNA splicing, via spliceosome.